GAUUAAAACCUCAUGCUUACACCAACCAGGGCAAGGGACCUGCCAGGAGGGGGGAGUCUGCAAAUCUUACUUACCAAAAUGCCGCAGACAAGCUUACCAUAGCGCCGAUAGGCAAGCCCACCCUUGGCACUGUGAUAAAUAAGACCAGAUACUUUCUAACUACUUACCUCUUUGAAGGAAACCCUUCAGAAACGAAAAGGUUAAAUAG
Messenger RNA from Racocetra fulgida, 208 nucleotides. The record is from the annotation of a GenBank genome assembly. Lineage: Eukaryota; Fungi; Glomeromycota; Glomeromycetes; Diversisporales; Gigasporaceae.